AUGCACUUUUUUAAUUUGGCUUUGCUUGCAAAGCAAGGCUGGUGUCUUCUAACUCAGCCAGAUUCUAUUAUUGCCAAGCUGCUUAAAGCCAAGUAUUUCCCACAUUGUUCUUUUUUAGAGGCAAAGCUGAAAGGUGGUGAAUCCUACUCCUGGCGUAGCAUUAUUUCAGGCCGUGACGUCUUUAAGUUGGGGUUGCGAUACCAAGUUGGUAGCGGCUGUAAUAUAUCUGUGUGGAACGACCCUUGCGUACCUACUCCACAUUCUUUCCGGCCUUACUCACCUAUCAUGGAGGGAAUGGAGGAUCUAGUGGUGUCUGAUUUGAUUGAUUUUGAUUCAAAGACUUGGGCUACAGAUUUUAUGAAAGAAUUAUUUAUAGAGGGUGAAGUGGAGAGGAUGGCUUCUAUCCCUCUCAGCAUUCGUGGAGGUGGUGAUCAGUUGAUUUGGCAUUACGACAAGAAAGGCAUGUAUCAGGUGCGCAAAGGGUAUCAUGUGUACAAUGCUGCAAUGAGUCACAAGAACCGAGCAUCUACUUCUUCUGACGAGGCUGGAGCAAACAUUGUACCUACUAAAGAGGUUUUAUGGCAACGUAGAGUUAAUUUGGUGGAUCACCAUUGCAUGUUUUGCAUGGAGGAAUUAGAAACUGGUAUGCAUUUAUUCAAGUCAUGUUAUGCUUUGCAUGGGUUUUGGUUCCUUGGUCCUCUUAGAGUGCAUGCAAAGGCCCACCCGGCUAAUUGUUUACGUGAUUGGGUGUUGGAUAUGAUGGAUAGUCUAACUGUUGAUCAAUGUGACUUUUUCUUCAUGAGCUUAUGGGCAAUUUGGACGGAGCGUAAUAAUUUAAUCUGGAAGGGUGCAAGUUUUCAACCUAUGAACAUGAUUCAAUGGACUAGUAAACUGUUAGAAGAUUUCCAGAAAUACCAUCCGAAGACGGUGAGGAAGCAGAGGAGACCUCAGACCAAAUGGAAAAAUCCUCCUAGUGGUCGUCUGAAAAUUAAUGUGGAUGGGGCUUUUCGAGCUGAAGAUGGGAGUGGAGGUAUUGGAGUAGUAGUUAGGAAUGAAACUGGUAUGGGUAUUGCUGCGUUGGCUAAGCCUUUUUUACAUGCACACUCGAUCCUUAAUAUGGAAACGGAGGCGUGUAGAGCUGGUUUACUUCUUGGUAUUCACCAAGGCUAG
Molecule: messenger RNA, 1170 nt
Organism: Rosa chinensis
Lineage: Eukaryota; Viridiplantae; Streptophyta; Magnoliopsida; Rosales; Rosaceae
Exons: 2
Coding region: 1-1170 (389 amino acids)
Molecular function (GO): nucleic acid binding; RNA-DNA hybrid ribonuclease activity
Source: RefSeq, a predicted model, not a curated record